AUGUUUUCAAAUUAAAACAAAAACACAAUUGUACAUUUGAUUAAAGAUGUUGUGAAAGGGGAAAAAGAAUUGGAAAACUUAAAAUAAGGUUUAAUUCUUCAAAUAACUGACAAUAAUGUAAGUUAUUAAACAUGCUUUUUACAUGUAAUAUUAAUUGAAUAAAUAUUAGUUAACUUAUGAGAAGGAUAGAAUAAGUCGAAAUGAUUUAGAGGUGUUUUUAUCUAAUUAAUAAAUACGUUUUGAUAAUAAAGAAAUAUAAGUUUUAAAAUAUACUACUUAUUAGGAGUAAAAAUAAUAUAAUAAUAAUGUAAUAGUUUUUUAGAGUUAAUGCUUCCAUGUAAUUAGAUAUUUUUGAAAUAGUAUCAAUAAAAAUAAAUGAAUUAUAAUAAUCCAAAUUCAGAUAUAAUAAAUUUAAUAGGAAAAGUAUUCGGUAAGAAUAUAGAAAUAAUUCGAAAAAUGUAAGCUUAUUUAGAUGCAUUAAUAUUGAGAUUUGAUAAGAGUACCUUAUUAAACUUUUUAUGUCCAAAAGCAGAUAAAAAUACACCAGUUUUCUUAUAAUUAUUAAAAAAUUUAGAUUUAGAUAUAAGUUUUGAAGAUGUUGUAUGUGCAAUGAGAAGAUUAGAUAAAGAUUAAGAUUCGGAUGUAAAAAGAUUUGAUUGGGAAGAGAUUCUUAAAUAUUCAAAACCACCAAAAAGUAAUUAGAGUUCAAUAGGAAAUCUAUAAAAAUAUAUUAAUAAAUAGCAAAGUUCAAAAUCAAUUAAUAGAAGUGAAUCAAGAUAAAAGACAGAUUAAGAAAAUAUUAAUUCAAAUAGAAAUGUUCAUUUUUCUAUAAUGAAGUCUUCUACAAAAUCUUUAAAAAAGUAGUCUAGUAUUAUGGAAGAGUAAAUACUUGAAUUUUAAUUACAUUUAAUAACAAUAGGAAAAUUAAAUGAAGAAUUAGAUUAAAUAAAACUAGAAGUAUUUAAAAUUAAAUAUAUCUUUCAAGUUAUCAAGUCGUGCAGAUUAUUCAAUUUCUUAAGCAUUUUAAUUCUUUGAUCUUGAUGUAAAUGAUUCAAUAGGAUUAUAAGAUUUAAAACUUGGAUUUUUAUAAUUAGGAAUAGAUGUUAAUGAUUUCAUAAUUAGAUAAUUAUUACAUAAUUAUUCUUCUCAUCAUUCUUAAACUUAAUGGGAGUAUAAAAUAAUAUUAAUAAUUUUAGUCUAAAUGAUUUUAAAUAAUUAUUUCCAGAUAGUAAAUAGACUUUAAAUAGUUAUAAUGGGGCAUUUAGUUAUGAAACGAAGAAAAUAAUAAAAAUGAUAAUUUAAAAAUAUUUAGAAUUAAUUAGAUAUAAGAAAGAAUCAAGUUAGUAAUUGAGUUCUGAUAUAAAGAAUAUUGAAAUAAUAUUUAAUUUUAUUGAUUUAGAUUAGGAUGGAAUAAUAACUUAAGAUGAUUUUAAAGUGUUAGAACUAAAAAAUAAAUAGAUUUUAUUAUUUUUUUAAUAAUUUGAAGAUUAUCCUUACUAAAUAACUUAUAAUUAAUUUUAGAAGUAUUUUAUUUGA
Paramecium sonneborni is the source of this 1536-nucleotide messenger RNA. The record is from the annotation of a GenBank genome assembly. Lineage: Eukaryota; Ciliophora; Oligohymenophorea; Peniculida; Parameciidae.